AUGGGGAGCACACAUGUGAAUUCUGCGCCUAAAAUUUUUUGCUGGCUGUUGCGCCAUCUUGACACUGUGCUUCUACGGUUGGGGGUAGGGGGCGCUUCAGGGCUAUCCUGCUCACUGAUCCUGCUCCAGGUGGAAGUUGCCCUCGCGGCAGCUCUGCUGAAGGGAGCGGAUACGGUGCCUGAUGCAUUUGCACAGCACACUUUCCCGCUCACGUUUUCACUUCUGUCGCCAGUGCUGCGGCACAGACCAGUAUUCAGAGAUUUCUUCCUUUCCACAGCCGCUGCCCUAGCUGCUGCAGUCGUCGCUCUUCCACGGGCCAAGCGCGCUGCAUAUGAACUCCCCGACGGCGUCGAAUUCCUGGUGGGCUCCGUGAAGACCUCUUUCCAAUGCCCUGCCCGUAACGGGUACUUUGCUGACGUUGAUAACAACUGUCAGAUCUUUCACGUCUGCAACACUAUCCCUAAGGAAGACGGAUCGGUCGAGGUGCAGCAGUACAGCUUCCUGUGCGGCAACCAGACCGUCUUCAACCAGUUCAGCUUGACCUGUUCCCUCCCUGAAGACUCUGUGCCCUGCAGGAGUUCUCAGGAUUUCUUCUACUUGAACGAGAGGAUAGGCCAAGAGAAGGUCGCCAUCCACGACGUUGGUGAUAUUCAGAGGGCUGUGCCACUCAUCCCACGAUACCAGCAGGCCGGACUUGCAGCUCCCUUCUCCAAGGCUUGAAGCAUUUAUUGAACGUAGGACAGGACGUUUGUUGUGUAGCUACGGCCACUUGCUAUGAUGUCCAACAGAAGAUGUCCGGCUGUCGGUGGACACUAGAGUGUUGUUGCUUGCCAGCUCGAGCGAGAAACAGGGUUGUAGUGAACUCCCCUGUAGCUCCUUUCGUGUUCGUUUCUAGCGAAACAAGGGCAUUUUUACGGCCUGUGGCUUUUCUUCUUCGUCUGUACUUCCCUCGUCCUUAAUUCUUCAUGUCUGCUACUGUUGACUGUGACUCUGUAGCACUGGGCCUACUUCUUGCCAA
This is a messenger RNA of Ornithodoros turicata, 1018 nucleotides long. RefSeq lists its product as uncharacterized. The record is from RefSeq and is a predicted model, not a curated record. The transcript has 2 exons. Bases 1 to 720 code for a protein of 239 amino acids. Gene Ontology annotation, cellular component: extracellular region. Lineage: Eukaryota; Metazoa; Arthropoda; Arachnida; Ixodida; Argasidae. Gene Ontology annotation, molecular function: chitin binding.